AUGCGCACGGUGGUGGCCUUCGGUGGCGAACACAAGGAGUUGCAACGCUUCAGCCAGGCGCUCGUGCAGGCGCGCCGCGGCGGAGUUCGCAACGGCUUCAAGAUCGGCGCUGGCAUGGGCUACACCAUGCCGCCUGGUGGAGUCAGAGGAUGUCGGAGGUCGGUGAAAGGUCAGUGA
Molecule: messenger RNA, 177 nt
Organism: Durusdinium trenchii
Lineage: Eukaryota; Dinophyceae; Suessiales; Symbiodiniaceae
Source: the annotation of a GenBank genome assembly